UCCCGGAAGUGCCCAGCUUGUUGUGAGCUGUCUCUUCACAGUUGUUGGUUCCUUCUUCCUGCUGUUUCUAAUGGCGGGCUCUGUGGGUCCGGGUCGGACCGGCUCCGGACGCUGUUUUUCUGUGGUCUUGCUGCUGCUGUUGGUGGGGUUCAUUGCGUCCGUUCGGGCCGUGUCGGAACCAGGGAAAUGGACGGUGGACAUUGAUAGUGAAAUGGUGAAGGACGAGCCUAAGCAUUUAAUUUACAGAAAAACUCUGUUUAACAGCAGCACCAUCCACCUCAGAGUGCUGUCUCAUAACUGUACCUCACCGUCUCCCUUCAAGAUGGAAGUUUCUUGGUAUCUCAGGAGCUCUAGGUGCUACAACGAGGUCUACAACGAAGAGCUGAAACCUGAGGUCUACUUCAACUCGGAUGUGGUGAUGCCAGGUGGAGGAAUGGGAUCCUACGUUGACCACACGUAUGAGCCAAUCAACUGCAAGCAGAAAAAUCCACAUUUUUUCAGCUUAGCUCAGCUGGACCUGCCGAAGUUUCUGAGCACGCCGCAACAGCAACAGCCUGCCCCAGAGACCACAUCCGGGAGGAAGAGGAGAGACGCAAAAAGGCCAGAACCAAAGGCUGCUGGAACCUCCUCUAAUCAGACCUCCCAUCGCUCCGACUUCGACAUGGUGGCGAAGACCUGGGAGGACGGGCCCUAUAUGUUCAUUCUCAAAGUUCAAAAGGCGGAGAAUGAGCCAGCCAGCGGUACCAUGCCCUGGAGUCUGCAGCUUCAGAUCAGCAUGAAGGGUCCACAUGGCUUCAUCUCAGCCACUGAAUGGCCUCUGAUGGUGUUCUACAUGGUGAUGUGCAUCAUGUAUGUGCUGCUGGCCUUGCUGUGGCUGGUUCUGUCUGCUUGCUACUGGAGGAACCUGCUCAGGAUUCAGUUCUGGAUCGGAGGCGUCAUCUUCCUGGGGAUGUUGGAGAAAGCUGUGUACUAUGCCGAGUUCCAGAGCAUCAGAUAUGAGGGCUUGUCGGUCCAGGGGGCGGUAGUGUUUGCUGAGGUGCUAUCAGCGGUGAAGAGGACGUUGGCCAGGGUUCUGGUCAUCAUUGCCAGUCUGGGAUACGGGAUCGUCAAGCCCAGACUCGGCGCGUUGCUCCACAGAGUCGUCGGUGUCGGGCUGCUCUACCUGCUCUUCUCCAUCAUCGAGGGAAUCCUGCGAGUCAACACAGAUCAAGGGAACACCGACAGAAGUCUGAUUGUGUGUGAUGUUGUGCUGGCCUUGACUGACUCCUGUGUGGUCUGGUGGGUCUUUGUGAGUUUGGCUCAGACGAUGAAGCUGCUGAAGCUGAGGAGGAACGUGGUGAAGCUUUCUCUCUUCAGACACUUCAGCAACACGCUCAUCUUUGCUGUCAUCGCUUCUGUCAUCUUCAUCAUUUGGACCGCAAAGAACUUCACUAUGUCCAGAUGUCGCUCUGACUGGAGAGAAGUGUGGAUACAAGACGCUUUCUGGCGCUUCCUGUUUUCCAUCAUUCUAUUGGUCAUCAUGUUCCUAUGGCGACCUUCAGCCAAUAAUCAGAGGUAUGCCUUCAGUCCUCUGGUGGACGAAGAGAGUGAAGAAGACGAGGAGCAGGAGCCCAUGAUGAACGAGGCUUUUGAGGGGAUGAAGAUGAGGGGGGCGAAGAACGAGACCAACGGGACGGCCAGACCCAACAAAGUGGACGAGGAUCUUGAAUGGGUCGAGGAGAACAUCCCAUCAUCUAUGGCAGACAUAGCCUUGCCCCCCCUGCUGGACUCAGAUGAGGAAACGCAGACAACCAAGCUCGAAAUGUCAAAGAUGGAGUAAAGCAAUAGGAAGACUGAUGGUGGUGGAUGUGGAGAAGAUGGAGACAGUUUUGCCUGGUUAAAUGAACAUGAAGAAGAAAAGAUCAACUGAAGGAUAAAUGAGGGAAGGAGUGUUUUUUAGAGGCAGGAGUGUCUGCGUGCCAUUCAGUCCCUGGAUUUAUGAGCUUCGUAAGCCUUCAUUAUACAAACACUGGGAGCUGAAUCUGCCGCAGCAGUACACAAGACCCUUUUAUUUUUAUUUUUUAUUGCCUGUUUGUAUAUAUUUAUAAUUAGGUGUGGACCUCCUCCCUGUGCACACAGUGUAUUUGGACUAAUCUCAUGCUUUCUGCAGCGCAGCAACUUGUUUACCCUUUUCAUCGUUGUGUUGUGCAGCAGCGUCGCCCUGCUGGAUGUUUGUCGGGUUUUUGUUUUAUUUUUACAUUUAACGGGCAGGUUGAGUGAGCCUCUGUUUGUUUUGAUAUUUAAUGACCUGUAAAAGCCAAAGGGAUAAAUCAGAGAGACAAACUGAGGAGUGAUAAUUUAGUUUUGUUUAGUGAGGUUAGUCGUCGUUUUGCAGUUUCAACCAAUAAAGCUUUUCAUUUUAUUUCGGCUAAAACUUCAUACAGAUCAUCAGUACAUUACUAACCUAUAGGUUCUUAAAGCGAAAGGGGCCACCAGGUCCGUUCCUUUAAUCACCUUUAGUAGCUUAACACAAAGUUUACACAACGCUACGUUUAUUUUACCUCCACAACAUUUUAAUUCUUCGCUUCAUCAUCACCAUGAAGCUGAGUGAGUUUUUUUUGUUUUAACCAGUUUUUGAUUAAUUAAAAAACAGCUCUGUUGAUGGAUUGGGUUUUAAAAGAUACGUUCUUUGGUUUCAAUAAUUUUAUUUAAAAAGUGAGAUAUAGUUAUUUCACACAAUGAUGUCUCAAGUGUUUAUUCCUUGUAAUGUUGAUAAUUCUGGUUUACAGCUUAAAGAAAACCAAAAGUUCAGUUUCUUGGAAAACUACAAUAUUACGUCAGACCAAUAAAAUCCAGAAAUGUGUUCCGAUUGAAUGCUAGGUCCAUGUUCUGUACAGAAUCUGCUCUCAGUGCUGGGAGCUCAUUUUGCCUCAAUGUUGCAUGGCAAGAAGAUCAACCUGUGGUUCUGCUGAGGUGUUCAAGAAGCCCAGAUUGCUUUGAUAGUGGCCUUAAGCACAUCUGCAUGGUUGGCUCUGGUAUUUCAUCUACUUGACAACAACCCUCAGAUUCUUUGUGGGGUUUGUCUCAGGCCAGUUUGACAGUUGGUAAUCAAUGUCCUUUAGAGAGAAUGGUCUGAAGAAGAGAAAAUAUCCAGUCAGCAGCAGCUCAGUGGAGGACAGUAUCUCAUUGAUGUCGGAGGAGAAUGGGCUGACUGGUUCCACUGCAGAACACCAUCUUUGGAGUGAGUCACUAGAACCAAUACAGAUGUUGAAAGGCAUUUUUCCCUUAGAAUAAAAUGGUACCCUCACUCUGGCUUUUAAGACUGUAACGUUAACCAAGCAACAUUGGGCUCAUCUCUACAUCAGUGAUUUUGAAAUCCAGUUUAGGGAUUAGGCCAUUUAUUUGGAUUCUCAGGAUUAAAGAUGGUUUGAUUGUUACCACCAAGGAGGUCAGCGGGACCCAGUUGUACAGCAGAAAGCUGAAAUGAGAUGGUAAACCCAGCAGUGCAGUACUGACCCGGUUGUAGAGUUUAAGCUAUUAUGAUUUUCUGUUUAGCUGCCAGUUAUAUCUCAUUAAAAAGCCUCAAACCUCCAGUGUCAGUUUAA
Messenger RNA from Girardinichthys multiradiatus, 3584 nucleotides. It is a transcript of the gene tmem87a, whose product is annotated as Transmembrane protein 87A-like. Lineage: Eukaryota; Metazoa; Chordata; Actinopteri; Cyprinodontiformes; Goodeidae. Gene Ontology annotation, cellular component: membrane; Golgi apparatus. Gene Ontology annotation, biological process: retrograde transport, endosome to Golgi. The record is from RefSeq and is a predicted model, not a curated record. The transcript is spliced from 21 exons. The coding region runs from base 71 to 1819 and encodes 582 amino acids.